AGGGAGGGGAGCAGAGCAGCAGUGUAGGAAAAGAGGAGGAAGCAGCAAGGAUGGCGGAGUCACACCUCUGAAGCAAACGUCGAGGGAAUUUUAAAAGAAAAAAAAAAACCUUCAUUAACCUUUGCAACGGGAAAGAGCUUCCAUCCGAAGGUCCUGGGAUCGUGUGCUGUUCAAACACUUAAGCAUGUGGCCUAUGGAUGCCACAAUCCAGCUACUUCAAAGGAUUUUUUCUCCCAUGGCAUUUUAACAAAGGGACAAAGUAUCAUAAGUAUCCAAAAAGUCUUUGGAUCCAAAGGCCUUUAUUCCAAGGGUAAUUGUAAAUGUGUGGGCCUGCACAGGAAUGUGUUUUUUAAAAGCCUCUUUGGCUGUCUGUCCUGUUUUUUUGGAAUAAGUGACCUGACAAGAGAGACUCCCAUGAGCAAUCUUGUAGGUUCCCCGAUAACGUCGACAUGAGUAGUACUUUAGGUAAAGAUAAAGAAACGAAAGAAAAGGACCCCAAAGGUGGUCCGGCUGGCUUAGUGAAGGAUGGGGGCAAAGACCCGAAGACCAAAGGGAAAGAUGCCAAAGAAGGAAAGAAGGACACCAGCAGCUCAACACCAGGUGUUGCCUUCUCCGUUGACAAUACGAUAAAGCGGCCAAACCCAGCAACAGGUACACGCAAGAAGUCCAGUAAUGCAGAGGUGAUCAAAGAGCUUAACAAAUGUCGGGAGGAGAAUUCGACGAGACUGGAUUUGUCCAAGCGGUCCAUUCACACUCUGCCCACUUCCAUUAAGGAGUUGACACAGUUGACUGAACUCUACCUAUACAGCAAUAAGCUGCAGAGCCUGCCAGCUGAGGUGGGUUGCCUAUCAGGCCUGGUCACUUUGGCCCUCAGUGAGAACUCCCUGACCAGUUUGCCUGACUCCCUGGACUCCCUGAAGAAGCUUCGAAUGCUUGACCUCCGACAUAACAAGCUAAGAGAGAUACCACCAGUCGUCUAUCGCUUGACAUCUUUGACCACGCUGUACUUGCGCUUCAAUCGCAUUACAACAGUGGAGAAGGACAUCCGAAACCUAUCCAAACUCACCAUGCUCAGCAUUCGUGAGAACAAGAUCAAACAGCUACCCGCUGAGAUAGGGGAGCUAUGCAGCCUCAUUACUCUGGACGUUGCCCAUAACCAGUUGGAACACCUACCGAGGGAGAUUGGAAAUUGCACACAGAUAACUAACCUCGACUUGCAGCACAAUGAGCUCUUGGACCUCCCAGAGACUAUAGGAAACUUGGCAAGCAUAAAUCGCUUAGGUCUGAGGUACAAUAGAUUGUCAGCUAUUCCCAGAUCUUUAGCGCUAUGUCGAGAACUGGAGGAGCUAAAUCUUGAAAACAACAACAUUUCAGUGUUGCCAGAGGGUCUGCUGUCAAGUUUGGUCAAUCUGACGAGUUUAACGCUGGCAAGAAACUGCUUCCAGUCGUACCCUGUGGGUGGGCCAUCCCAGUUCUCAACCAUUUACUCUCUCAACAUGGAGCACAACCGUAUCAACAAGAUACCCUUUGGCAUCUUUUCCAGGGCAAAAGUGUUAAGCAAGCUUAACAUGAAGGACAACCAGUUAACAGCACUGCCUUUGGAUUUUGGUACAUGGACUAGCAUGGUUGAACUUAACCUGGCCACCAAUCAGCUGACUAAGAUCCCAGAGGAUAUCUGUGGUCUUGCUUCUCUGGAGGUGUUAAUAUUGUCCAAUAAUCUUCUCAAGAAGUUACCACAUGGUAUUGGGAAUUUGAGAAAGUUAAGGGAGCUUGACUUGGAGGAAAACAAGUUGGAAUGUCUACCUAAUGAAAUCGCUUAUCUGAAAGAUUUACAGAAACUGGUGUUGACAAAUAAUCAGCUGACUAUGUUACCCAGAGGAAUCGGCCACCUCCUCAACCUGACUCAUCUGGGUUUGGGGGAGAACCAGCUGCAACACCUUCCGGAGGAGAUUGGCACACUGGAGAACUUGGAGGAACUGUACCUCAACGACAACCCCAACCUGCACAGCCUUCCAUUUGAGCUGGCCCUCUGCAGUAAACUGUCCAUCAUGAGCAUAGAGAACUGUCCCCUCACCCAUCUGCCACCCCAGAUUGUCGCAGGAGGCCCUUCUUUCAUCAUUCAGUUCCUCAAGAUGCAGGGACCAUACCGUGCCAUGGUCUGAGCCAAGAGCAGCUCAAUGCCAGUCCUGAUUAACUGCAAACCCUCCACUUGCUCUGCACCCUUUUGCCUGCCCACCCUCAUUAUGUGUAUCAUACACUGUAAAGAAAACACACUCGUCACAACAGGUGUCGGUGGGGCAAAUAAAAAGAGGAUACUGAGGAGGAAAAUGUUUCUUUUUAUCAUCCUUGGGCAGAAGCAAAGCAAACCUUUGGAGACUUGACUUCUGUGUUUCUCCAGUUUAUCACGGUCAUUUUAGGACGCCAGUCCAUCACCCGUAACUCGUCUUUCAUUCCGAAUCAUACAAGAGGAAUUAUUUCCAUCUAUUUGCCAAAACUGAAGAUAUAUAAAGUUAUAUAUAUUGAGUAACUGUGAGCUAAGUGGCAAGUCUUUCAACCAUAUAAACCAUGCUCCCAUUGCCAAUGUAUUUACGGUAAUUACAAGCAUCUAUUAUGUGAGCAAGGAUACAAUUGUAUGCAAAAACAAACAAAAAGUCUUUGGAACUUUUAACUUACUGCUGCUGCCGUGAUUUUUAACGUCAUCUUGUUAUAUAUUCUUUUGACUCUCCCAUUUUUAAAACAUUUUUUUUAAACCUCAUCUUCCCUUGACAUAAAUUGUGUUAAUUGCUUCUUGACUAUAGAGAACAAAGGUCUAAUGAUGGUGUUCUUUUUUUUUUUCUUUUUUCUUUUUGGCAUUUUGUUUUGUUUUGUUUUUUUAACCUUUUAAUUUUUUUUUAAAUGUGCCUAUGUUUAGAGUGAACCAGUGGUUUAUUUCUAAACACGGUUGACCACAAGAGUACAAAGACAAAUUAUUUCGGUAACUUUUUUUUAAAUUACUGCUGUUACUUUUUGUUUUUACUUUUUUAGGGUCUUUUUUUUUAAAAUAAAUAGCAGCAGGAGAUAGUAAAUGCAUACAUAGAGAAAUGCCAAUCACACAUGCUUGAAAAACAGAAGCAACUUGGACUUUUCUCCAAAACAGGCAGUGCUGUGGGCCCUGUCUAUAUUGAUUUUAUGUGACAAAAAGGUAUUGAGAAACAUCAGCGCAUACAUAGGUGAUGGGAUAAAUGAUGUUUUUAUAUAUUAAUACAAAUACUGGUUGUUGCCUUGAGUGCAAUUUUUAGUUAUGUUUACUUGUUUGAUAUUAUCUUCAGUGUUGGGUUGCAUAGCUGUCAUCCAGUUGAUCAUUGACCAACAUAUCAAGCGUUUUUAAAAGACGUUUUGAGCUUCUGGAGCAAGUGGUGAGUGUAUGAGAGUUUAAAAAAAAAAAAGAAGAAAAACAUUUAUAAUAAAACAUUGGCCGGUAACUUCUUGAAAGUUCUUUCUUUUUUCUUUUUAAAAAAUGUCUUUAAUUUUCUGUAGUUUGUUUUCACAGGGUCGAGUUAAGAAUCUUAAUAGCAUCAUGCAAACUAUUUCCUUGAUUUGUAUUGAUUUGUAACUUAAUUUUUUUUUUAAAGAUAUCUUUGUUGUCCCACACUGUCCCAGCAAUGCUGCUGCUUGUAUGCACUUUUUAUUUGCAUUCUCUAUAUUAAGACAAAAAAAAAAUCAGUAGUCUCUCAUUGAUUAUUUUUGAAUGGGGGCAUUUUGUUUCAGAAGUAUUUUAUUUGUUAAACGGUUGUAAAUUUGUAUCAAUUAAAUAUAAAUGCUGAGUUUCACUGGCUCAAAAUAAAUGGUAACUUUCUUUGGGGAAGGUUUUCCUUUCAGUCGCAAAGGAACCUGCUCUCUUGAACUGUUAAAAAAAAAAAAAAAAAGGGUCUCUGGGUGUGAGACAGUUUUAAUAUUCACAUAUCCUGCUUUCUCUGUUGCAAGCAUAACAGCUAACUGCAGUUCAAAUGAGCCCAGUUUAUUUUAAAUCAAUUUGUUUUGGGGGUUUUUUUUUGUUUGUUUUUUUUAUUCAAAAUGAUAAAAUGUGCUUUCAGUUAGUAUUAUCUCCUGUGACUGUGCAUUUUAAGAAUCCAACAAAAGGAAAUCAAACCAAACCUUUUUUGUUUCCUUAGGAUGUUUUGCAUCCCAAUUCUAUAUUCAAUCAUGGAUCUUUUUUUGUAUUGACAUGUGUGGGCCUACUUUCUCUGCAGCAGCUUGGUGUGUUUUAGUGGGUUGUGUUGGCCACUCUUCUCAACAGGAAGCCCAAGUGACGUGAGCACCACAGCUCACGUUGGAGUUGGGUCAGGUCAGGGUUGGGGGAACAAUGAAACGCUGCUUCUAAUUUACCAGCAGAACCUGUUGCUGCUUUUCAUGGACUUAAACAUAUGCUGUUCCGAGACAGAGGGAGCCGAGUAGGGCAGGAGAAGGGAAAACGAUCCACUCCCAAGAACGAUAGAGACUUCACUCGAAAACCUGACAAGGGACAAAUCCACUGACCUUUUCGGUUAAGCAUCAGGCCCGGUGGUUUUCACACAGAUCAAAUCGUUCGGACACAACGAUGAGACAACACAAGGUGCAUAUUUGAGCUUAACGCAGUUACAGUACAAGACUGUCGGAAAAAGACAAAAAAAAUUGUAAAAAGGGCUUUCUGUGUUCACGCUCAACAACACACCGGAGGCAUUGCAUUCCUGGGUUUUAUAUAAAAGCUUUGGAAGUUUCUUUUGUUUUGUGUGUGUAUUUACUUUUAGCUGUAAACAAUUGUGUGAAAAAUGCCUUCAACGAGUACUCAAAAGUGAGAUGUGCAUUAGGUAUGCAGCGUGAGCGCUGUGACCCAUUUUUACAUUCAGUCUCUCUGUUUUACUUUAUUCAUGUGCCAUUUUGCAAGGCUGAGAAUGCCAGGGUAUGAAGAGACGAGAUGACGGGAGGUGAGGCACGAACUGAGCGGGGCUGAUCGACUGGAGAGCAUUUAUCAGAUCGUGGAAUGUAGUUUUAAUGUUCUGAGGAGGAGAUGGAGAUCACAGACCUGUCCAUUCAGUUCCAGGUGCUGACUUGUUGCUGCAGGUGGUGAUGAUGUAUUGCGUACUGGUGCAUCCAAAAUAAUUGGAGUAUUUUGUUUAUUUUUCUAUCGUUUGUGAUUUUAGGCCAUCGAGAGCAUCACAGAAUCAGUCAUUUUGCUCCUUUUGCUUUUUUGUUUCUGGAUCAUAUGAGUCGUCAUUUUCUUGCCUUGUUAUUUUGUACAGGAAACAAGCAUGUUGAACACAUAUUUGACAUGAUUUGUCUGGGUCAGAAUCGGGCGUUUUUGCAUAGAAGAUUUCGAUUUAGUGGCUAUUUGGUGUAUCUGCAAAUGCUCCCUUUUUGUAUAUUGCAAAGGGUGUCGAAGCAUUGUGUGGCAAUGCUUAUCCUACUUAAUCUACAUUGACAAGCAGCCUUAAUGGUCUUUUUUAUGUGUUUGUUUGGCUAUUCCUUGUGUCUAUGGCCACUGACUGUACUUGAUGACAAGCAACUGGUUGUUACAAUGUAAAUUUGGGUCUAGUUUCUUCUGUCUUAUUUUUCCUUUUACUCUGUACAGUAAUCUGACGUUAUGGUAGGCUCAGUAUUACAAAAUCUGUAAUGUGAUGAGUUUUUCAAGAAAACAGAGAGCGCAAUGGAAGAUGAUGCCAUUAUGCUACCAAGUGGAUGUGCAUUAGCUUACGUCUCCCUUGUCUUUGGCAUUAAAAGGGAAUUCCACCAACACUGACUUGCAUUGUUAUUUUGCGAAAGAACAACGUAUUUAUUUUUUUAAUAUCUUAUCUCUGCAGUUAUAUCAGGUUUAAUUCAGGAGUUUUGCAGAGAGACUAAACUUCAUUUCUUAAAAAUAAAUCUAUACUGAGAUUAGGUAGUUUUGGACAUGUUUUCAGAAACACAACAAAAAAAUUCCAGGUUUGUUUCCACAUGAGGGAACAUGGAUUCAUAAUUACUCAUCUUUUUUGUAUAUAAACCGAGUCAGCUUUGGUGGAAUGGCCCUUUAAUGUGAAGCUGUCCAAUCUUUCCCAGUGCAUACUUAUCUGAAUCGCACCCAGCCACUGACACAUCCUCCUGUAGUAUCUCCAUACAUUUACUUGACUGCCUUAUGUGCACCAAGCAAAACCUUUAUGACCGCUUGAUUUAAUCCACAAAAACAGUCAUUUUUUUCUUUUAUUUCCUUUUUACGCCAGUAAAGAGAUGCGGGUCCUUGGACAUAACAGAUUUUGGAUGAGUUGUUUCUUGACUGGACGAGCAGACGCAGACAUGACUACCUCUAUGUGAGUCUUCAUUGCUAACCAGUGACUAAGAUCCAGUCUGAGGUGUUUCCACCUGUGUACAGCUGUGUGUUUGAAACAGGAAAUCUGGACCAGCAAUUAAACAACAGUCUGUUUUACUAAGCACCCCCACCCCCCUCCGAUGUUUUAUUUGUUUGGAUAUAUAUGCCUUUAUUAAGCAUUAUUUGGCAAUUGGAAAAGAAGAGAAAUACACUGACUCUUGUGCUUGGUUGUAAAUGACAAACUUAAUCAAUGCCGCCCCAUUGUAAGAAAAUUAUUCUGAUACCAACUAGCUGCAGAGUACUACUUUGCAAAUGAGUGAAAAUGACCAUGUUUGGUGAUGUUCUGUAUGUACAUACAUCUUUUUAACUGUAAUAAA
Pundamilia nyererei is the source of this 6675-nucleotide messenger RNA. RefSeq names its product SHOC2 leucine rich repeat scaffold protein (gene shoc2). The transcript has 9 exons. The record is from RefSeq and is a predicted model, not a curated record. Gene Ontology annotation, cellular component: cytoplasm. NCBI's taxonomy places the organism in Eukaryota, Metazoa, Chordata, Actinopteri, Cichliformes, Cichlidae. The coding region runs from base 450 to 2162 and encodes 570 amino acids. Gene Ontology annotation, molecular function: protein binding.